AUGUUUGAUCAUAGGAAUUAUAACACUCCAAUAUACAAAUAUUCUACAAGAAAUAUUCUGGCUGGAAUAUCAAAUGUAGAGUGGAAUAAAGCAGGAACACAUUUUCUGGUAUCAGAAUGUUUCGAUACUGCUUCAUUGUAUUCUGCAAAAAGAAACAAAGCACAGAUGAAAUUCGUAAAGAACAAACCAAAUAAUCACAAAACAGGUAAAACAUUUAGAUUUGGUGGACCUGAUGAUGAAUACGUUUUAGGAGGGUUUGAUGAUAAGAAAUUGUGUUAUUGGAAAAUACUACCUGAUCCAAGUUGGAAGAAUCUGUUCAAUAUAAAGAACAAGUCGAUUGAAUCAUUUGAUCAUGAAAUGAGUAGUUCAGAAGAAAUGAAUAUAGAGAAAGAUGCAUUCACGUAUGGAAUAUGUAGAACAAUAUGUUCAAAAACUAAAGAUAACAUCGUUAUGAACAAUAUGAGAAUGGAAUUGAUAGGAUUCAAUAGCAUUGUAAAUCAAGCUGUAAUGCAUCCUAAAAUACCAAGAAUAUUUGCAACAGGAAUUGAAAAUAUUCUGUAUGCAUUCUCACCAGACUAUUUAGGUCAAGAUGAUCCACAUUUACUUUUGAAUUCAGAUACAAUUGAAGUAUUUGAUCAACUAGAAAUAGACAUGCAUGAUUUCCUGAUAUAA
Messenger RNA from Enterospora canceri, 672 nucleotides. Lineage: Eukaryota; Fungi; Microsporidia; Enterocytozoonidae. The record is from the annotation of a GenBank genome assembly.